Molecule: messenger RNA, 321 nt
Organism: Trichomonas vaginalis G3
Lineage: Eukaryota; Parabasalia; Trichomonadida; Trichomonadidae
Exons: 1
Source: RefSeq, a predicted model, not a curated record
AUUGUCAUUGACCGCAAACGUUAUACUUCACAAGAGUUAGCAGUUGUGUUGAAACAAAAGGGUUUCUUUGUGAAUGUAAAAGAUACUCAUUAUACUGUUAUAAAGAACUCCAACAUUGACUUCUUCAGUAUUGCUUUAAAUCUUUCCGAACAGAAAGAAUAUAAGAAGUGUGAAACAUCUGUGAAAUAUUAUCCUUCAUCUCUGAAGACAAUAACGAACAAAGAUGUCAUACAAAAAUUCUUACCAAAAGUUGAAGAAGCUUCAAUUGACAUUAACGAAGGAAGUGAAAUGGUUGAAGAAAUUGACCCUGACGUUAUUUGA